UAGACCUGACUGCUGUUAUCACUUUACUGCACAGUGUUCAGUCCCUGGAGAUCGACCGUAAUUACUACACUUGUCUAAGCAAUAGUUUAACCAUGAGACAGAAUGACCUGCGCAUGAGCUGACGCUACAGCUUAAUGGGCGUCCACCUGUUCCUCUGGGGCAUAUGUGUCCAACUCAAGGCCCACAGGUUGAAUCUGGCCCACCACAUUGUUUUAUGUGGCCCACCAAAGCAUUACCUGACAUGGUUGACUUGGUAUAGACUGUCAUGUUUACUGGAUGGGUUAACUGCAAAGACAUGGCGAGCUAAUCACAAUUCAACUCAACUACAUUCAACUACAUCUCCCAUAAUGCAUCUUAAUUUCGUGACCUGCCUCGUUGCAUUCUGGCUACACUUGACUGUUCACCAAAGAAAUAUUUGCCCUCCCCAACGUAGGCUUGAGGGACAUUCCGGCCAGUUGAGUGAUUGAGUUUGACGCCCCGCUUUAAGGCCGCGUACAUUACAGCUACAGAACAGCUCCUUCUGUAGGAGGAAAUGUGUGACAGUGGAAGUAUGUGUGUGUUUUGCAAAGGCAUAUCUGUCUGUACUGUGUGUUCCCGUGGAGGUGAGCGCACAUGUGGAGAGCUGUGUAUUUUCCGUGUGUAUGCUUUAACAGCCAAGUGCUGCUGCCUGCAGGUAACUGUUAGAGGAGGCAACAGCUCCCUCUUUCUUAAGAUAGGGGGACAAAAACAACCUGAACAGACCUGCUGCAGGGCGCAGGGAGUGUUUGUGUGUUUGUGUUUGGAUUCAUAUAUAAGAAGAAAAAAAAUCUGAGUAAAUGGAGACAGGGAUUAUAUAAAAUCAAAGCACAGUAAUGAAGGGCACAAUGUGGUUGUGGGAAGAGAACCAACAACUAAAAACGCCUCACAGCAGCAUGUGGCUAAAUUAGAGCCUAAGCAUCUGAGGGACAGUUAAGCUCAUACAUGAACAUAAAAGUCACCUCAGCUGAUUCACAGUCAACCUCUCUCUGUGUGUGUCAGGGUGUUGAUAAUGACUCCCGAUUCUGCCUCCUGCCACUCGCAUCCGUGAGAACACCGCCCAGUCCCCACCUCCCCAGCCAAUGGGAGACAACUGGGGAUGUGAGAGGAGUUUUGCAUUAAUGGCUUUUUGUUUACUUUGAGGAGGGAGGAUGCAUCUGUGCGCAAGAGUUUGAGUUGAUUUGUUAAACAAUAGCGAGACGAGGCUGCAGCGUCGUUACAGCCGUGCAGCCGUUCUCCAGAGUUCCACCGCGUCUGUGCGCUCUCCAUCCAUCCGGUGACGCGCGUCGCUUCUUCCUUUCACCGCCGUUACACACACUUCUGUCGGCCGAGCACACCGUUACCGUCCGUACUGACACAAGAAUGGUCAUGGGGUCGACAGAGACACAGUGGCGUCAGGCAGAGCUCCCACAGCUCCAGGGCUGGGCAGAGAAGGGAUUGCUGACACAGCCAAAGAUGAACGAGAAAAGAGAGAGGGGAAGGGACAAAGACAGACCGUAUGCAAUCAUCAGUAACAUGGAGUCUCCGGUGACAAACGGCCCCAGUGGAGGAGGUACCACGGCCAACGGGCCCACCAACAACAGCCGUGGCUGCCCCUCGCCAAUGCAGACCGGCCCGACAAACGACGACAGCAAGACCAACCUCAUCGUCAACUAUCUGCCCCAGAACAUGACCCAGGAGGAGUUCCGCAGCCUGUUUGGGAGCAUUGGCGAAAUCGAGUCUUGCAAGCUUGUUCGAGACAAAAUCACAGGACAGAGUCUUGGCUACGGCUUUGUCAACUACAUCGACCCAAAGGAUGCAGAGAAAGCCAUCAACACAUUAAAUGGACUCAGACUUCAGACCAAAACGAUUAAGGUGUCGUACGCACGACCCAGCUCAGCCUCCAUUCGUGACGCCAACCUGUACGUGAGCGGCCUGCCCAAGACGAUGACCCAGAAGGAGCUGGAGCAGCUCUUCUCCCAGUACGGACGAAUCAUCACCUCCCGCAUCCUGGUGGACCAGGUCACAGGCCCCGCAGGUGGCUCCCGAGGUGUGGGCUUCAUUCGCUUUGAUAAGAGGAUAGAGGCUGAGGAGGCCAUAAAAGGCCUGAAUGGACAGAAGCCAUCGGGAGCCGCAGAGCCAAUCACAGUCAAGUUCGCCAACAAUCCCAGCCAAAAGACCAGCCAAGCUCUUCUGUCACAGCUCUACCAGUCCCCCAACCGCCGAUACCCAGGACCCCUCCACCACCAGGCUCAGAGAUUCAGGCUGGACAAUUUGCUUAAUAUGGCCUAUGGCGUAAAGAGGUUUUCUCCCAUCACCAUCGACAGCAUGACCAGCCUGGUGGGCAUGAACAUCCCCGGCCACACGGGCACUGGCUGGUGCAUCUUCGUCUACAACCUGUCCCCAGAUUCAGAUGAGAGCGUCCUCUGGCAGCUGUUCGGGCCCUUCGGCGCCGUCAACAAUGUCAAGGUGAUCCGUGACUUCAACACCAACAAGUGCAAAGGCUUCGGCUUCGUCACCAUGACGAAUUACGACGAGGCGGCCAUGGCCAUCGCCAGUCUCAACGGCUACAGGUUGGGUGACCGUGUCUUGCAAGUCUCGUUCAAGACCAACAAGACACACAAGUCCUGAACUUAAUGGUGUAGAAGCAGGUGCCCCUCGACUUUGUCUGCUCCGAAAAUUGCUCGCAACCUCUCCCCCCCGCCCACCUCCACCUGUCCCUCAACCCCCUACAGUCACUACCACCUUACGACAGCCAUCCAAUACAGCAAACUCAAACUCCAACUGGAACACAACGCAACCGACAAACCAUCAAACCAAUUGAACUAGAGAAAUGGCUUAUAUUAUAACUUUGGACCUAUAAGCCAGUGUUGCCUAAGUAUUACAAAAAUGAAAUGAUAAAAAAUGUUCAUACUUUUUGGAAGCUCUUGUGAUAAUACAGGCUUCUCUUUGUUGUAUAUUCUUUCUGUUCGUUGUGAUUGUUAAAAAUGAAUUUUCUCUUGUGUGUAAACAGUAGCAAACCCCCCGUAUUCCCUUAUUUUCGGAGAAAAGAUUGUCCUUUUUAGAUUGGAACCUUUUCUCUGUCUUGAUUCAGGAUUUUGUUUUUCUUUUGUAAAUCCGGAUCCACUGUCGUUAGUAUUCUCGACCUUCCUGUCACUGAGGAGGAAGGGCCUCUUUUUUAAAUUGGUGAACCAUUCAUUCAUUUUUAGUGUGUCUUGAAAAAUUCCCCUUAUUAAUUACAGACGGGAUUCCACGAUCCCGGUAAAUCCUAUUUAGGAGAGAAGAAAAAAAGACGAUUUCUAACAUUGUUUUUGUUUUGUAUCGCAAACAAAACAUAACGUCUUUCCUCACAGGGUUCAGGGAGAUGGGGUAGGGGAGGGGAUGGGUUAGCUUUCCUGAUGACACGUUCAGUAAUUUAAGAGAAAAAAAAAAUAUCACUGUUGCCAAAGAGAAGAUCUCUUUGCUUGGAAAAAAAAAAUACAUUUAGAAAAAGAUAAAAAUAAAGAUAAAAAUCUAUUUUUAUAAAUGAUAAUUAAAAUAAUAACUAUAAAAGAAUUUUUACAAGAAUCUGGAUUUGAAAAAAGAGAAAAAUAUUUUGACUGGCUAACUGGGGGAGGGCGGGGGGGGGGGGGGGGGGGGCGCCACCUGCUCUUGUCGUUCCGCUGUGGUACGUUAUGGGAUCACAGGCUGUUUGUUUUUUGGGUAAACCAAGUUGGCUGUGAUUUUGUAGAUGGAAGGUUUUCUGAAACGGGAUGCAGCUGAGGCAGGUGAUUUUGGUAAUUUUUCACAUAUGUACUAGUGCGUGAUUAUUCAACAGCGAUACCCAAAAGGUAAGGGAGCGGGGUCUUUCCAAGGCCUAACCAUCCUAGUCCGAGCCCAAAGCAAGAAGACCCUUUGUCCACUUGUUUUCCUGUUUCCUGUGUUCCUUUCUGUCAUCAAUCAAUAUGGGAUAUCAAUAAAUAGAUAUAUACACAUCUAUCCAUGUAAACAGCAUAUGCAUUAUCAAUAUGAUUUUAUUCGCUCUGCGUUGGUGAACUUGCAUUUGAAAAUAACUUACUUUUAGCGAUCAACAGUAGGUGCUAUACUACAUUAUUCACAUAUCUUAAAUAUCCAAGUUUGUUGUUCUAUGUGUUGUUUAAUGGAAAAAAAUACUUUGAUGUUGGCAUUGAAUUGAGCUGCUGUUCUUUGUUUAAAAAAAUUUGUUAUUGUUGUUGGCCCUGAGAAAUCUGGUUCUGAGACUAUUUCUUUUGCCGACAAACCAGAUACAUGACACAGGGCCGUGUAAGAAUCACACCGAACAAAUUUUCAUCUGUACAUUUUCGUUUGUUCGUUUGUUCGUUUUGGUUCGGCUUGCUGACUUAUUUGCUGAGCGUGAAACGUUUGUCCGACUUACCGAUGAUUAGCUAGUUCUGUUAGUCUAGAUAUUUGUUUCCUUAAAGAGGAUCUAUGACAACUGUGUCUUUAUUUGCUGUGUACAAAUAGAUGAUAUAUAAAUAUAUAUAUAGUCUACAUUUGUUUUCCAAUAUCUACUGUACUAUCUGAGUUGUCACUGUUCUUUUGUUUGAGCUUGUCCUUUUCAUAUGGCAACUUAUGAAGUGGUGGUUCAGUUACUUAGAAAAAAAAUGUGAGGAAACUGUUCAAUUGUUGUCAUGUUGCUUGUGGAACAAAAAAAAAAGAGAAAAAAGAUUUGGACUUUUUUCAGUUACACACCGCGGCAAAAGAAACCAUACAAAUGCUUGGAAUAUAACUUUUUUCUUUGAUGGUCAAAAUGUUUUGUUUGAAACAAAAAUAUUUAUUUUGUAAUUUAUUUGUAAUUAUAUAUUUAUUUAUUAAUUAUUUAUCUGUGUAUUUAUGUAUUUAUUUGUUUAACUGUCUGUGUAUUUGCGUGAUUCUGGUACAGGGAGGGGGCGUUUCUGAGCAAAAGGGAACAAAGCGACUAGUGGAGAGUCUCUUCCAGUAGUCCACUGCACUGAGAGAACUUUUAGUACUAUUUGUGCUUUGUACCGAUAUAUCAAAAUUACAAUAUAAAAAUCUAAAAGUCAUGAAAACUGAAAAAAAUGUCCGGAGGGUCGGGGGACGCUUCUCCCUUAUUACUAGAAACAGUUACUCGCUAUGCAUAACCUAGUUAAUAGUUCAAUUUGCUAUUGCUUUUUUCUUGUCUUGUUAAAAUUAAAUCUUUAGGUCUUUUUCAAUAAAGUUUAGUCUUAAUAGAAUGUUAUAAACGGUUGUUCUGGUUCAAUAUAACCUGUGAUAAGUUUGUGUAGUUCUAAAAAGCCACUCCGUCCACACCCUGCCUCCACUUACUACAGCUUUGUGAUGAAACCUUAUGCAAAAAUGUGGGUCUGAAAGCAUAGUUUUCUGUUUGUCGUCUACAUUUGAUUUGACAUCCAACUCUCAGAGAUUGGGCAGACAGUUUCUAGAAUAUUAAUGUGUGAGGGUCAUUCAUUGCGCGAGACUAAAUCGUUUUUGGUUUUUUUUCUAAAUUCAUGUUUUCAAUCUCCAUACCAACAAAUGUUUAAAUAUUAAGAACUUGUUACAAUUGCACACCAACUGUUAUUGAUGACAGUUGUGCUUGAGAAGUACUCUGGAUAUAAAGAAAAUGUAUUGUACCAAUUCUAUAUUUGAUAUACUCCGAUAUGAUAUAUAGAUUAUAUAUUUUGAACGGUGAGCGGUUAGGGAACGGUUACAGAGGCAUAACGAUAUAGAAUUGGACAGAAGUUCCAUUUGUUGUUAAGACUUGAAAACAUGAAGGAGAGAUGUGUGGAGGGCGGUGAGGACACGGUCGCAGGGUGCACCCUUCUCUCUCACACCUCGGUCAUCUGAACUGGUCAGCUCACGUGACAUCAUCGCCACUGUCCAAUCACAGUCUGUGCCAUCCGAUCACAGAGUGUUGUAACGUCAUAACAGCAACAGGCCAACCCACCAGACCCCUCAUGCUCCCGGCCUUCACUGGGAACUUGAAUUAUGCAACGACCCCAGUAGAAUGUUGUUCUGACGUGUGAACUGAUUUCCUACACUGUAUGACUUUUGACCUCUUACGAUGCGUGCCUGUUCCACUUAGACCCUGCGUGUCUGUCUGUCUGUCUGUGUGUGUGUGUGUGCGUGUGCGUACACGUGCAUGUUCACAUGCAUGUUCUAUGAUGUAAUGUAUGUAUGUGUGUGUGUGUGUGUGUCCCUGUUUGGUUUGUUACUGUAGGGUUAAUUGGAGACCUGUGUAUGUGCAGUGUCCAGUGUAAGUCAGUGAACUCAUAUGUUAACUGUUAGUGGUAAUGUGUGUGUGUGUGUGUGUUUGGGUCUAUUUACUACACACAUACAAAAGUGAACCAACUGUGUGUGUGUGUGUGUGUGUGGGUGAAUGGGUGUUUGAAACAUGGGGCUUUGUCACCUCGCUCUAUGCCCGACCCUUGUGGCUCCCACCAUCCCCCUGUAGCGCCUUAUAGUGGCAGUCUGCCAGUAGGAACAAUGCAGCCAGAAGUGGAGGAGGGAAGGUGAACAGAGGAACUAGGCUCUUCUUGUUAGUUUUCAUUUUCCUCCUGAGACGUGUUUGUUUAUUAUCUGAGAAAUCUAUAAACAAAAUCUUUAAAGACAAAAAAGACGAAAAAAUGUUCACAGGGACCCAUGACUGGGGCUACCUACUCUCUCCUGCUUUUGUUAUUACUUGACAAUUAUGUAUGAUUAAAAUUCUUAUUAUUAUGAUUACUAUAAUUAUUAUGAUUAUUAUAAUUAGUAUUCUUAUUCUUAUUAUUAUUAUUAAUCCAAUUACUGCGAUGAAUGACUUCAUGUUAUCCUUGCUAGUUUAGGUCUGAAACUGGAAAUUAAAUAAAAAAUCUUGCUGUAAAUGUUUGUUUUUUUCCUUUUCAUAAAACUGUUGUGUUUAAAUUAUUUGUACUUUUGAAUGUUGGGACAAUAAAAUGAGGUGUUAAGAGCU
Cynoglossus semilaevis (tongue sole) is the source of this 6922-nucleotide messenger RNA. It is a transcript of the gene elavl4, whose product is annotated as ELAV like neuron-specific RNA binding protein 4. The record is from RefSeq and is a predicted model, not a curated record. Gene Ontology annotation, molecular function: RNA binding. The transcript has 9 exons. The coding region runs from base 1378 to 2625 and encodes 415 amino acids. NCBI's taxonomy places the organism in Eukaryota, Metazoa, Chordata, Actinopteri, Pleuronectiformes, Cynoglossidae. Gene Ontology annotation, cellular component: ribonucleoprotein complex.